CUACAGUACAGCCAAUAAUAUGGCCGACAAAUGUGUGGACAAAACAACACAUUAAAUGUCAUAACAAAUGCCCGACAAAUACAUACCACUCGUCACCUGAUUGUCGUCGACUGGCGUUAUUGUCUUCGGCCGCCGAUUGUCCCAUAAGUGGCGCCAUUUGUCACCGCAUAAUGUCUUCGCAACAGGAAGUGAUCGAAAGGGUGACUCUCAGCGACGCCUUAAGCAAUGUGGACGUCUUGGAUGAGCUCGAGUUACCCGACUCUCAGCCAUGCAUUGCCGGCGAGAACUGGUCGGUCGUAUAUCACGUGAACUUCGACACCAACUUCGAGGACCGGAACGCGUUUGUAUGCGGUGUCGCCAAAUACAUAGAAGAGGCCACAGUUCAGUGCCAUCUCAAUGUCAUGUUAGAUGAGGGUGAAUCUCACGCCGUAAUGCUCUACACGUGGAGGUGUUGCUCGCGAGCCAUACCGCAGCCAAAGUCCAACGAACAGCCGAAUCGGGUGGAGAUCUACGAGAAGACGGUGGAAGUGUUGGGCCCCGAAGUGGACAAACUGUUGGCGUUCAUGUAUUUCCAGCGGAACGCCAUCGAGAGGUUCUGCAGCGAAGUGCGGCGUUUGUGUCACACGUCGAACGCCGGCCUCUCAGCCGACGGCUCUCAGAAGAAGGCGAACGCGACGUUUGUCUCCGAAGCCUAUCUCUUGACAUUAGGUAAAUUCAUAAACAUGUUCGCCGUAUUGGAUGAGCUGAAGAACAUGAAGUCGUCGGUGAAGAACGAUUACGCCACUUACAGACGCGCCGCGCAGUUCCUGAAGGUGUUGUCCGACUCGCAGAGUCUUCAGGAGUCGCAGAAUCUGUCGAUGUUUCUGGCGAUGCAGAACAAGAUCCGCGAUUCGCUCAAAGAGUCGCUCGAGAAGAUCAACGGCUACGAAGAGCUCUUCUGCGAUAUCGUCAGCCUUUUCACCACAAUGUAUGAGAACAAGCUCUACGUAUUGCCCGCCGAGAAGCAUAUGCUCGUCAAAGUCAUAGGCUUUGCGCUCUUCUUGAUGGACAGCAAGUCGUGUAAUAUCAACAAAUUGGACGCCAAGAAGCGCAUCAAUUUGGCCCGAAUUGACCGCAUAUUCAAGUCGCUGGAAAUGGUGCCACUGUUUGGCGAUAUGCAGAUCGCGCCCUUCCAGACGUACAUCAAGAAGUCGCCGCAUUACGACCCGACCAAAUGGCCGCUCAGCGCCAACACCACCACACCGUCGCCGCAGUGCGACAUUCUUCAGUACGUGCCCGCCAUCCGCGACGAGUACGUGUCCUUCAUAUCGGAACUGUCGCGCCAUUCAAACGAAGUGACCACUACUAUAAAGGAGACCCCGAGGACUGACUCCGAGAACAAACAGUUGUUACAACUCGCUCUCAAAGGUAUUCAAUUGUUGGCCGACUGGACGACACACGUGACGGAACUGUAUUCGUGGAAACUGAUGCACCCGACGGAUCACCACCAGAACAAACAGUGCCCGAUGGAGGCCGAAGAGUACGAGAGAGCGACCCGUUAUAACUAUAACGACGAGGAGAAGACGGCGCUCAUUGAGUUGAUAGCGAUGGUGAAGGGAUUGCAAGUCCUGAUGAACCGAAUGGAAACAGUAUUCACGGAUGCAAUCAGACGAGCCAUUUAUGCAGACCUUCAAGACUUUGUACAAAUCACUUUACGGGAACCGUUGCGCAAAGCGGUCAAAAACAAGAAGGACGUCGUCCGCACUAUGAUAUCGUCGGUCAGGGAUACCUGCGCUGACUAUAUGAAGGGCUUCGAGGAUCCGUUGUCUAAAAGUUCAAAGUCGACGCUCUCGUCGGCGGAUAUGGAGGUGAAGGUUCCGCGAAGGAAUGUCGGGCCCUCAUCGACACAACUCUAUAUGGUUAGGACUCAAUUGGAAUCGUUGAUUAGUGAUAAAGCGCUGUCCGGCCGGCGGACACUUCGCAAAGACAUUGACGGCACUUACUUAGUGGCCAUCGAUAACUUCCAUAAGAACUCCUUCUAUUGGACGUAUCUCUUGAAUUUUAGCCAAACGCUGCGCGAAUGCUGUGAUUUGUCUCAGCUCUGGUACCGUGAGUUCUAUCUGGAGAUGACAAUGGGAAAGAGGAUUCAGUUCCCGAUUGAGAUGUCGUUGCCAUGGAUUCUAACGGAUCAGAUCUUGAAGACAAAGGACCCCUCACUGAUGGAAUGUGUAUUAUUCCCAUUGGAUUUAUACAACGAUUCAGCGCAUUAUGCUUUGACUAAAUUCAAGAAACAGUUCCUCUACGACGAGGUCGAGGCGGAGGUGAACCUCUGUUUCGAUCAGUUUGUGUACAAAUUAUCCGAACAAAUAUUCGCUUAUUAUAAACAUUUGGCCGGAAGUAUACUUCUGGACAAGAGGUUCCGCUCUGAAGCGGCCGCACUCAACAUUAAGUUUGUGUGGCCUCAGGCCAACCGAUACGACACUCUACUCAAACAGAGACACCUCCAACUGCUCGGCCGUACCAUCGAUUUGAAUCGUUUAAUAGCCCAACGGCUGAACGCGUCGAUGCUUAAGAGCUUAGAACUGGCCAUAAGUCGCUUCGAGGGGUCCGACUUGACCGCAAUCAUAGAAUUGGAGUCUUUAAUCAAUUUGAAUAAAUUGGCGCAUAAAUUGCUUUGCAAAAACAUUGAUCUCGACUCGUUUGACGCCCUGUUUCGUGAGGCCAACCAUAACGUGUCCGCUCCGUACGGACGCAUAACUCUACACGUGUUUUGGGAAUUGAAUUACGAUUUUCUACUCACGUAUUGCUUCAACUCUUCGACCCAACGGUUCAUCAAAAUGCCGGAAAAGGCGCCGAAUCUGACGCCACACCUGAACAAUGUUCAGCGGGAGAAGCAAUCAAACGCACAUCAAUCCCAACUGCCGUACUAUCUCUACGGCACGAAAGCGCUCAACUUGGCGUAUAUGAACAUUCACUCACUCAACAACGGCUUCAUCGGUGCCCCGCAUUUCCGGUCCAUCUGUCGACUGCUGGGCUAUCAGGGAAUCGCUGUCGUCAUUGAAGAGUUGCUGAAGAUUAUCAAAAGCCUUCUGCAGGGAACCAUUGCUCAAUACGUGAAGACACUGAUGACAGUGAUGCCCAAACUCUGCAAACUGCCGCUCUAUGACUACGGCUCGACCGGUGUGCUCGAGUACUAUCAGGCGCAGCUCCGGGACAUCAUUCAGUACCCGGACGUCAAGACCGAGAUGUUUCAGAGCUUUCGCGAGAUCGGCAACGCGUUGCUCUUCUGUCUGCUCAUCGAACAGGCACUGUCUCAGGAGGAGGUGUGCGAUCUGUUAGAGGCGGCGCCCUUUCAGAACAUUUUGCCCCGAAUUUACUGCAAAGAUGGAGAGAAACCGGAGACUAAACUCAAACGAUUGGAAGCCAAAUAUAUGCCGCUUCAGGUCGUGCCCAACAUUGAGAGAUACGGAACGCCCAAACAAGCGGCGAUCGCACGCGAGGGCGACCUCUUGACCAAAGAGCGACUUUGUUGCGGUCUAUCCAUAUUUGAGACGAUUCUGCAGCGGAUCCGUGGCUUUAUGCUGGAGAGCGAAGAGCAGGCGUCCAUAUGGAUCGGUUCCAACCGAAUGCCUCCACCCAAUGGUGUCAUAUAUGUGGACGAGUGCAUUGAGUUUCACCGGCUCUGGUCUGCCCUUCAGUUCAUUUACUGCAUUCCUGUCGGCGACGGAGAGUUCACUAUUGAAGAGCUCUUUGGCGAAGGGCUCAACUGGUCCGGCGCUGUGAUGAUCGCUCUGUUGGGUCAGCACAAGCGCUUCGAAGCUCUAGAUUUCAGUUAUCAUUUGCUAAAAGUACAAAGAGUUGACGGAAAGGAUGAGAUUGUCAGAGGAAUUCCAUUGAAGCGAAUGGUGGAUCGGAUCCGACGCUUCCAAGUGUUGAAUUCGCAGAUAUUUUCGAUAUUAAGCAAAUUCUUGACGAACGCCAACGGAGACGCCAAUACUGUUGAACACGUCAAGUGCUUCCAACCACCCAUACAUCCAGCUAUGGCUGCGGCACAGGGUUUGUACAUAUUUUGA
Molecule: messenger RNA, 4052 nt
Organism: Medioppia subpectinata
Lineage: Eukaryota; Metazoa; Arthropoda; Arachnida; Sarcoptiformes; Oppiidae
Source: the annotation of a GenBank genome assembly